CUUGGCUCUACUGUCGGCUAUGCCAUUCGAUUCGAGGAUUGCACUAGUGCAGAGACGAAGAUCAAGUACAUGACCGAUGGUGUCUUGCUGCGCGAGUCUCUCAAUGAAGGCGAUCUCGAUCGGUACAGCGUCAUCAUCCUCGACGAGGCACACGAGCGCUCGUUGAGUACCGACGUCUUGAUGGGUCUCUUGCGGAAAGUCCUCACCAGGCGAAGGGACCUCAAACUCAUCGUCACCUCUGCUACCAUGAACGCCGAGAAGUUCUCCAGCUUUUACGGCAACGCACCUACCUUCACCAUUCCUGGACGAACCUUCCCUGUUGAGACCUUCCACUCUAAGGUUCCCUGCGAGGAUUACGUCGACUCCGCCGUCAAGCAAAUUCUCCAGAUCCACCUUUCCCUCCCGCCUGGCGACAUCCUUGUCUUCAUGACCGGCCAGGAGGACAUCGAAGUCACCUGUCAGGUGGUCAAUGAACGUCUCGAGCAGCUCAAUGAGCCUCCCGCCCUUGCCGUCCUCCCUAUCUACUCCCAGAUGCCCGCCGACCUGCAAGCAAAGAUCUUCCAACCGACGGCGGACGGCCGACGGAAGGUCAUCGUGGCGACCAAUAUUGCGGAGACGUCGUUGACGGUGGACGGUAUCUUGUACGUUGUGGACGCCGGGUACUGCAAGUUGAAGGUAUACAACCCGAAAGUCGGCAUGGACGCGCUGCAGAUCACGCCGAUCAGUCAAGCGAACGCGAACCAGCGGACGGGUCGUGCUGGCCGUACAGGCAGCGGUUUCUGCUAUCGUCUUUAUACGGAGACUGCCUAUCGUAACGAGCUCUUCGAGAGCACUAUCCCCGAGAUUCAGCGCACCAACCUCGCCAAUACUGUCUUAUUGCUCAAGUCUCUUGGUGUCAAGAACUUGCUUGAGUUUGAUUUCAUGGACCCGCCGCCACAGGCCAACAUCCUGAACUCGAUGUACCAGCUCUGGGUGCUUGGCGCACUUGACAACGUCGGUGACCUGACGCCCGUCGGCCGGAAGAUGAGCGAGUUCCCGAUGGAGCCUUCGAUGGCGAAGAUGCUCAUCGCGUCGGUCGAGUACAAGUGCUCGGCGGAAAUGUUGACUAUCGUGUCGAUGCUAUCCGUGCCGAGUGUGUUCUACCGUCCAAAGGAGCGGAUGGAGGAGGCGGAUGCGGCGAGGGAGAAGUUCAACGUGCCGGAGAGCGAUCACUUGACGCUGUUGAACGUGUUCAACCAGUGGAAGAGUCAUGCAUUCCGCGACGAGUGGGCGAUGCGUCAUUUCCUGCAUCCCAAGCUUCUGCGUAAGGCUCGUGAGGUCCGCGUCCAGUUGGAGGACAUCAUGAAGUUCCAGAAGAUGGCCGUCAUCUCGGCCGGAACGGACUUCGACGUCGUCAGGAAAGCCAUUACCGCGGGAUACUUCCACCAAGCUGCCCGCGUCAAGGGUAUCGGCGAGUUCGUGAACAUACGAACGGGCUUGCCAACACAUCUGCACCCAACAAGCGCCUUGUAUGGGCUUGGAUACACGCCAUCCUACGUCGUUUAUCACGAGCUCAUUUUGACGUCCAAAGAGUACAUGACGCAGGUUACCGCCAUCGACCCGUACUGGCUGGCUGAGCUUGGUUCCGUCUUCUACUCCGUCAAGGAGAAGAACUUCGACGAGCGCGGCAAUCGGCGCAUGGCGGACCGCGAGUUCUCCCGUCGCGCAGAGCUCGAGACGGAGAUGGCGAGGCAAAGGGAAGAGACGGCCAAGCAACAGCAGGAGGAAGCGAUCGUCGCGCAGACUAGCAAGAGUGCUACCAAGAUCAUAGUCCCUGGGACACCGAGGCACACGGGCAUUGGUGCUGGUGCGCGCGUGACGGCGACGCCGAGGAGGAAACUUGGCCUGUAGAGGUUUUGGAUACGAUGUCGUUUGUCCUGAGGAUGGCAUUAUAGAAGGACGAUAUCCCUAGCCAGGCCAAAUGCGUCAUGUACUGCUAAACGGCCUUUAUUUGGGCUGCUCACCUUCCCAAUGCGUAAGAUGACGAGGCGCGGCCAUAAAGAGGUA
This is a messenger RNA of Schizophyllum commune H4-8, 2046 nucleotides long. Its product is annotated as P-loop containing nucleoside triphosphate hydrolase protein. The record is from RefSeq and is a predicted model, not a curated record. Gene Ontology annotation, molecular function: RNA binding. Gene Ontology annotation, biological process: mRNA splicing, via spliceosome. Bases 70 to 1890 code for a protein of 606 amino acids. Lineage: Eukaryota; Fungi; Basidiomycota; Agaricomycetes; Agaricales; Schizophyllaceae. Gene Ontology annotation, cellular component: intracellular anatomical structure; spliceosomal complex. The transcript is spliced from 9 exons.